AGAAAGAGAUGCUUGUCAAACACGCUAACCGCGGCAGGGUUGCUACCAUCGAGAAAGAGAGAGAGAGAGAGAGAAAAAAAGUGAGAGAGCGAGAGGGUGGCCACCGAAACCAAUCAGGGACCGUCCAGCACCUGAACCGUCUAUUGGGUUUAUGAGUUAAGGCGAUCAAUCAGCCGGUCGGCGGUUGAAACAUUGAUAAAAACGCAAUUUACACUCAUCGGCUCCUUACUGGUGACAACAUGGCUGAGUGUAACGUCAGCAUCGACCAUGAGAAACUACCUGGAGUGAAAGAGGUGUGCAGAGACUUUGCUGUGUUGGAAGACCACUGUCUUGCCUACAACCUCCAGGAACAAGAGAUUGAGAGCCACUUGGCGUCCAACGUCCACAAGAGCCGGCUGGUGCAGCAGGACCUGCAGGUGGCCAAGAAGCUGCAGGAGGAGGAGGAUGAGAUUGCGAAGGUCGUGAUCAAGAAGCAGCACGUUGCCAUAGAGCGCCAAGAUAACGAAAUUGCCCACGAAAUUCAGGAUCAACUGGUUCGACAGGCUGAGCAACAACGACGGCAGCAGGAGGAGAAGGAUGCGGCUAUUGCUCGUAAGAUGCACGAGAAGGAGAUGAAAGAGGAACGGCGACGACAGAAACACCAGGAUGAAGAAUACUAUGAGGAUCCAGGAGUUGUGAGACAACCUCUUGACCUGGACAAGCCUACACGUCACGCAUCUGGCUCCCCAGGCCCUUAUGAUGUGCAUUCUCCAGUGACGUCCCAACGUGAUCCUUCGCCAGAUUAUAAUUCGGUAGAGCCGAAAAGGAGCAGGCACCCCAAACAGGAUCCGCCCAGCCGUUCUAGGUACCCCGAGCAUCUCCCGGUAGAAGAGGACGGCCGGGGAAGACAUGCAGAUCCGUAUUCAGACAACCUGUUGUCCCCCAAAAGCAAGAGUAGGGACAGGUACCCUGAUUAUGAACCUGUAGACUCUAGGAGAGCACGUGACAUAAUGGGGGAGGACCCUGAUAGAGCGAUGAGAAAAAAGGAGAGGCCGGCUCAUCCUCCACUGAGUCCCAAGGGCUGGGACAGAGAGAGGGACACGAGACAUGACAGAGAUGUAGAGCAGGAGCAUUAUUUGAGAAAACACCAAAGGUCAGACAGGGAGCAGGAAAUGAGAACGACAAAAGGCGGAAGAGACGGGGAGCGCUCCAGAGAUCGAGGACACGAUCAGGACAGGCCUGAAGUGAGAGACAAGCAGACGCACAAAGGCAAGGACGGACAACGAGCAAGGGCCAGGAGCAGGGAAAGGGCGCUUGACGAUGAUUUCAUUGAGCUGAGGGGGGACCGAGUAUCCCGGGAGGAAAAUGAGGAUGACGCAGAGGGGAUGAGGAGGGCCAGGGGCCGCCAGCGGGUUCAAUCGGGCCCCGACGAUGUGUUUGAAGAGCACAGGAACAACAAAGGGAGAGGUGACAACAGGGAGUUGUGGGAACCUUCCGGCAAGCGUACGCCCUCCAGCGGCGAGACAGGUCGAAUUGUGCUCAAAGGGAGUGGUUCAUUUGUAGAAGGGGAGUACGGAGUCGGCGAGGCCACCAGGGACCUGACCAAGCUGGAUCUGCGUGAGCAGGAACUCAAGGACUUGGAAGUGGCCAGAAGAAUGCAGGAGGAAGAAGUCAAGGUGAAUGCAAGCAAGACCCAUGUGCGUGCAGCCCAAGUUGCACAAGAUGAGGAGAUUGCCCGGCUGCUAAUGGAACAAGAGAAGAAGGAGUACAGAAAACAUCGAGAGCGGGAGAAGGACCGGGAGGAGAAGGAACGAGAAAGGGAGAAGGAGCGCUUGGCAAUGGAGAAGAUGGCGGUGGACAGGAGGCGAGCCGAAGGGGACUCCAGGUCAAAUUCCGAGGAUGUUGUGCGACCUCGAACCCGAGAUGAGCAUCAUGAGCACCAGAGGCAAAGGAACCACCACAAGCCUUCCAGGCCGCCGCAUCCUCGCACCCACGAGUAUGAGAACGCAAACCCGGGUUACGGAUACGGUGACCAUGCUGCUCCCCAACGGGCGCCCACCAGACCCGAAGCGGCGUACAAAGGUGCCUAUUACAAGCGGUGACUCAGGCUCCAGACAGGCUGUCAGUCCUCCUCUGUCUUUGUCUCCUCCUCUAUUUAUCCUUUUGUCUUCAACCAUUCACACUCGGCAGACCAAAAGCCUUGGGACAAUCUAAUGAGUUGGCAAUGGACUUUUUUUUUUUUUAAUUGGCGAGCAUCCCUGCCAUCCCACCUAGAAGAAAAAGUGCUGGAAUCUCACUCUUUUCAAACCCUCCUCUUUUUUUUUUUUUAUAUUUAUUUUUUCUUUUACACCGUUUGUAAAUUUCAAUUCUCCAGCAGCCUCACCUCAUGUAGUCCCUCCCAAAAUACCUUGCGGUCAAUACAGAGGCUGCGUUAACGGCGACAUGUCAUCCAUUACAAGGGCUCCAAGCCUCUGACAUGCGUUACUCGUCAGCUUGCUUUCCUUGACAUCGUAUUUUGUUUAUAAACGGGACGUGCCUGCUCAGUCCGAUGUGGCCUCAACAUUUGGCAGCUGCUUCCUCCACCUUAAAAGCUGUCAUCGGCAUGUCGUGCAACAAAAAACGCAAAAGAGCCUUUUUCAUGUAUUUUUUUUUUUUUAAAUAAUCAAGAUGCUGGUAGUUGUCCUCUCACUCAUCCACCAACCUUAAAGUUGCCGCACUGCAGAGGUGCUGACUAUCGGAUGUCAUUGGCAAUUUGGCACUUAGAAUUCCCCCCCCUCCUCCUCCUCCAAUCGACCUUACACUGAUAGCCGCCGGAUAAUAUUCUGAAUGACUCACUGUUCCUUCUUGCAAGCUUAAGGAACGAUUUAAAGCACUACAUGUCUUUCAAGUGCCACGUUAAACAAAUGGGUGGGGAACUGAUGGCCGGCCAUUGGGCCCGCUGUAAGGGUCGAAAACUUGAUCAAACCAUUACGUAGCACGCAAUUUUUUAUGAAGCACUAUUUAUAAUUUUCAUCAUGCUCGGUGAUUUAGUGAGAUUUGAUUUUUACACCACAUUUGAUUUUGUAAGUCUAUCAUGGCACUCUGAUGGCUAUAUGAAAUGGCCUUUAAUAAGAAACACCCAACUAAACUCUGAACCUGCCUAAUCAUCAUUUUGGGCUUAGAAGAAACACCAGUAAGAUUGAAUGUGUGAUUAGUAAAUAUUUUGUCAAUAUAUAUAUUUUUUUCCAUGUUGCUACCAAAUUGGCCAAGAAUGGGAACAAAAACAUGAUUUUUCAUCUCAUAUUUAUAUCCGGUUUAAAAAGGGAGACCUUUAAGGUCAUCUACAGGUCUUUCCUCUGGUUGUUUAUUUGGUUGAAAGCACACUUGGAACAAGGGAAAUCCAUCCAAACAAAAAUACAUAUCCAUUGUCAAAGGGACAUUCUUCCUUGUUUUUGCUGGUCCAUGUUCUGAUCUUUUCAUAUUGAAUAAGGAGAGCGUGCAGUAACCCAAUUUUUUUUGGAGGGGGAGGAAGGUACCACCCUCCCUCUUGUAUCAUCAAUUUUGUCAUGUGUGAAUCGGUGGUGUGCAUUUGUAAUGUGCGUAGUUGCUAUUCUCAGAAUGGGUUAUGUGCCAUAUUUGUCAUUUUCCAAGCACUUCUAAGUGGGCCUCCAAAAUCUAGUGGUUGCUGAGAGCACCACCUUGUGGGCUGGUUGAGUACGAAAACUGUUGGUUUGUUGAUCUCUGAACUUAGACUUGGACAAAUGUUGAAAACUGCUCAGGAUGUGUACGUACUGGUGUUGCUUGGUGUGUUGUAUAUUCGACUUGUGUCCAAUAUUGAGCAGGUUAUUUUCUGCUUUUUUUUUUUGUUAUUUCGUUUUUAAUAGCUUAUAUGCAAUCUCUUAAAUCAACAUGUGCUGGAACAUGCUGUAAAUGUUUUUUUUUUUAUUAUUAUUUUUAAUUUACGUUACAAUGAACUGAUUUAUUUUACUUAUUUCAUCUCAAAUUGUAAUAAAGCAACUUUCGGAGUCAGUGACGAGUUGGUUUAGCCCUUCACUUAACUUCAAGUAUGACAACUAAAACAGAUGUUAAUGUUUCAUUCUAACCUCUCCUUAGGAUCUAAGGAAAUCUGAAUGGCAAAUAAAACCGAAAAUAAUGA
This is a messenger RNA of Syngnathus acus (greater pipefish), 4114 nucleotides long. It is a transcript of the gene ccdc50, whose product is annotated as coiled-coil domain containing 50. The record is from RefSeq and is a predicted model, not a curated record. Lineage: Eukaryota; Metazoa; Chordata; Actinopteri; Syngnathiformes; Syngnathidae. The transcript is spliced from 12 exons. Gene Ontology annotation, molecular function: ubiquitin protein ligase binding. Gene Ontology annotation, cellular component: cytoplasm. Bases 240 to 2081 code for a protein of 613 amino acids.